This is a messenger RNA of Arabidopsis arenosa, 2779 nucleotides long. The record is from the annotation of a GenBank genome assembly. NCBI's taxonomy places the organism in Eukaryota, Viridiplantae, Streptophyta, Magnoliopsida, Brassicales, Brassicaceae.
AAGCGACACUUAUAAUGUAACCGGAUCCUACAACCUUCAUUGUCCAGGUUUCAUACAAACAAGUAACAACAUUGUUCUUGGUGGCACCAUACUCCCGUCUCUACAUUCGAAGGAAACCAAUUUGAGAUCACCAUAUUAGUAUGGAAGAAUGGGACCUAAGAGAGCUCAAAGAUCUGCUGCCAAACAAAAAGUGGAAGUUCCAACUACCUUAGCUGAGAAUGCAAGCAAUGGAGAGCAAACAGUAAAGUAUAUGAAUGCAAAUGAGCAUGCACAAGUGUUGGUACAAGUGCCAGUUGGUGUUGCUCAAGUAGGAGAUCGUACGGUAGUGAAUGCAACCGUGUUGCAAGGGAUUCGAGACCUGUUUGAAGAAAUUAUUCAAAAGAAUUUUGUGGUUAAUGAUCCCCAAGGAGUCGCGGUAGUCAAGCCAAUGCACAUGCCAGUACCAGUGGAAAUACCUACUUAUUGGGAGAUGUUGAGCCUCAUGAGAGAUUUAGAUAUAGAGACUUUCAAUGGUGGGACAGACCCGGUUAAAGCAUAUAACUGGAGAAAUAUGAUGGAGUCCAAAUUCAAGUCCAUGAGGACCCGAUUCAAGUAUUCGUUAGAGAAGCCUCACCACCCGCUUGACCCACUAACGUCACAUGAAAUAAAGAGAGUCCGAACCAUUCUCUCCGGUCAUGAUCCGGGUUUCGGGUCUGGGUCAUCGAUCAUUAACGCCAUGGCUCUCGACGAGCCUGAGAAGCAACGUAUCGUCCGGUGGAAGAAAGGUGAUCGUCACCCACCGCGAAGAGCGGAGGUUCUUGCAAUGUCUAACGGAGAAAGUCACGUGCUCACGGUGGAUCUUAAAUCGGGUCGGGUUGUUUCCGAUUUGGUCAACCCGACUUUUGGGUACCCGAUUCUUACCAUGAAUGACAUCGUUGCUGCCUCGCAGGUUCCUUUCAAGAGCGUGGAGUUCAAUCGCUCAAUCGAGGCUCGUGGGAUUCUGUUCUCUGAUUUGAUAUGUAUAACACCUUCUGCUGGGUGGUUUGGACCGGACGAAGAAGGACGGAGAGUCAUAAAGAUCCAAUGUUUUUCAAAGAAAGACACCGUCAAUUUCUACAUGAGACCCAUUGAAGGACUAUAUCUAACGGUCGAUAUGGACAAAUUAGAAAUCAUCAAGAUUGUUGACAAUGGCCCGGUUCCAGUCCCCAAGUCUACCGGUACAGAAUAUAGACAUGGAUUUUUGAAUGAAACAGUACAUAUAGACCGCGUCAACCCAAUGUCGAUGGAGCAGCCAGACGGUCCAAGUUUCAAGGUUGAAGAUGGGUACUUGGUUAAGUGGGCGAAUUGGAAUUUUCAUAUUAAACCGGACCAACGUGCUGGUAUGAUCAUCUCACAGGCUUCAGUUCGUGAUUCCAAGACAGGUGAAGCAAGAAGUGUGAUGUACAAAGGUUUUGCGUCGGAGUUGUACGUACCAUACAUGGACCCAGAGGAAGGUUGGUACUCCAAAGCUUUUAUGGAUGCUGGAGAGUUUGGUUUAGGACCUACUUCAAUGCCGCUUGUGCCGCUCAAUGACUGUCCUCGAAACGCUUACUACAUUGACGGUAUCUUCGCUUCUCCUAAAGGCGAUCCCAUCCUUCAGCCUAACAUGAUCUGCUUGUUUGAACGCUACGCCGGCGACACUAGCUGGCGACACUCUGAGAUUCUUCUCCCUGGUACAAAUAUAAGAGAGUCAAGGGCAAAGGUGACAUUGGUGGCUAGAAUGGCGUGUUCGGUUGGGAACUAUGAUUAUACGUUUGAUUGGGAGUUUCAAAUGGAUGGUUUGAUUCGCGUUACGGUCGCAGCCUCAGGGAUGUUGAUGGUGAAAGGGACGCCUUACACAAACGUACAAGACUUGGGUGAGAAAGAAGCUGAUUCUGGACCUUUGAUCUCAGAAAAUGUUAUAGGAGUCGUCCAUGAUCAUUUCAUAACGUUUCAUCUAGACAUAGACAUUGACGAGCCCGCCAACAACUCCUUCGUCAAGGUUCAUCUAGAGAAGCAGAGACUUCCGCCUGGUGAAUCAAGGAGAAAGAGUUACUUGAAGGUCAAGAAAUAUCUAGCCAAGACUGAGAAAGAUGCUCAGAUCAAGUUGAGCAUGUACGACCCCUACGAGUUCCAUCUUGUGAACCCUACUCGUCGAUCUCGUUUAGGGAACCCGGCUGGUUACAAGCUUGUACCUGGUGCUAAUGCUGCUAGUUUGCUUGAUCAUGAUGAUCCGCCACAAAUUAGAGGGGCUUUCACAAACAACCAGAUAUGGGUGACACGGUAUAACCGGUCAGAACAAUGGGCUGGUGGCCUUUUGAUGUACCAGAGCCGUGGUGAAGACACGCUACAAGUUUGGUCGAACCGGGAUCGUUCGAUUGAGAAAGAGGACAUAGUGUUGUGGUAUACAUUAGGGUUCCAUCACGUACCGUGCCAAGAAGACUUUCCGAUUAUGCCAACGAUAGCAGCCAGCUUUGAACUUAAACCGGUUAAUUUCUUUGAAUCAAACCCGAUUCUUGGGAUCACACCUUUCUUCGAGAAAGACUUGCAAGUCUGUUGACUACAUGUUUCGUCUAACUCGGACACCUUGGAUUUUAAAUGUCAUUAUUUAGACUUUUGCAAUCAAAUAAUCUUGUUAUAUAGCUGUUUAGCUAAGAUAGCUAGAAUCAUAGUCACAAUAGGCCACAAAUACUCUCUCAUUUAUCUUUUGACCUAAGAUUUUCUUGAUAGGUAGGGUGUUUACCUUUAAUCAUGGUUAAGAAAAUGAACAGAAAUUUCAGUA